Molecule: messenger RNA, 1104 nt
Organism: Prionailurus viverrinus (fishing cat)
Lineage: Eukaryota; Metazoa; Chordata; Mammalia; Carnivora; Felidae
Gene: TMEM95
Product: transmembrane protein 95
Exons: 7
Coding region: 30-599 (189 amino acids)
Biological process (GO): fusion of sperm to egg plasma membrane involved in single fertilization
Cellular component (GO): sperm plasma membrane; acrosomal membrane
Source: RefSeq, a predicted model, not a curated record
UCGAAGCAUUCCAGGCCUUCCCAGCCUACAUGGGGCCAGCCUCCCUGUGCCACCCGCUAGCGGGCCUCAUGUGGACGCUGGCACUAGGUGGGGUCUUCCUGGCAACCGCCCAGGCCUGUGUCCUCUGUCACCUCUCAGACCGUGACCUGUCGGGCCGCCUGGCUCGACUCUGCAACCAGGUGAAGGCUCGGUGGGAGACCUGUGAGGCCUCCUGGACCUUCCCGGCCUUUGCCUUAGAUGAGGUGUCCACAAACAAGGUCAUAGAGAAGACUCACAGAGUCCUGAGGGUCAUGGAGAUCAAAGGGUCUCCCUCCUCACUCCCUUUAUAUUGGCAAUGGCUGCAAAAGGUCAAGUUUCCCGAGUACACCAGGGAAGCUUUCUGUGCUCCCGCCUGCCGGGGCAGCACCGUCCUGUACAACUGUUCCACCUGCCAGAGCUUUGCCGUGCACUGCUGGCCUCUAAAGCGCUGCCUCCCAGGAAGUCACGAUCUUCGGGAAGCCAGGAUUCUGCUCCUCUCUGUGUUCAUAACUGUCCUGCUCCUGGGCGUUCUGAGCCUCGUGGUGGAGUCCAGACACUUCAAAGCAAAAAGUGACAUGUGAAGACAGCCUCCCAGCCCCCACGUCCUUUGGAAGGGACCCGCCAGCCCCUCACUUCCAAUCCCAAAGGCUCAGCCUUCCAGACCCUAAACCCAGCCGCCUCCGUGAUCCCAGUGUCAGAUGGCCUCCACGGGCCCAGGCACCCACAGCUGGAAAGUUCCUCCCCUCUGGCCCUCAGCUAAUCAGCCAGAAGCAGUCACUGAUUCCAGGAAAAUGGCUACAGGAGGAAAGAACCCCCUCCACACACACACACACACACACACACACACCGCCGCCCCCACACCCCCUUCUGCCUGUUCUCGGAAAGCGGGGGCUGUUUGCCCCAGAAGCUGCUCUUGGCCCUCCUCUGACUGAUUGGGAAUCCGGGAACGAGGGUUCUGGAAAACUCCCUCCCUUUAGAGUGGCGACCACAUCAGUCAGCCUGCUGGCAUGCUAUCCCUCCAUUUAACAUUGUGAAGCCUUGGCCUCCCACAGAGGCCUCCCUCCUGCCAAGAUCAAGUAAACCUGC